This is a messenger RNA of Homo sapiens (human), 6622 nucleotides long. RefSeq names its product MLX interacting protein (gene MLXIP). Gene Ontology annotation, cellular component: cytoplasm; nucleus; mitochondrial outer membrane. Lineage: Eukaryota; Metazoa; Chordata; Mammalia; Primates; Hominidae. The record is from RefSeq and is marked reviewed. Gene Ontology annotation, molecular function: protein dimerization activity.
AGUCGGCGCGCGGGCCGGGCCGGGCCGGCGCCCCUCUGCCUCGCGCGCUUGUCGCGUUGCCCCGGGCUCCGGGGGAUGCCCCCGGCCGAGCCCUUCUCAUGGCCGCCGACGUCUUCAUGUGCUCCCCGCGCCGGCCUCGCAGCCGGGGCCGCCAGGUGCUGCUCAAGCCCCAGGUGUCCGAGGACGACGACGACUCGGACACGGAUGAGCCGUCCCCGCCGCCCGCCUCCGGCGCGGCCACCCCGGCCCGGGCCCACGCGAGCGCCGCGCCACCGCCGCCUCGGGCCGGGCCGGGCCGCGAGGAACCUCCGCGCCGCCAGCAGAUCAUCCACAGCGGCCACUUCAUGGUGUCGUCGCCGCACCGAGAGCACCCGCCCAAGAAGGGCUACGAUUUCGACACGGUCAACAAACAGACGUGCCAGACCUACAGCUUCGGCAAGACUAGCUCCUGCCACCUGUCCAUCGACGCCUCGCUCACCAAGCUCUUCGAGUGCAUGACUUUGGCCUACAGUGGGAAGUUGGUGUCUCCAAAGUGGAAGAAUUUCAAGGGCCUGAAGCUACAGUGGAGAGACAAGAUCCGGCUCAAUAAUGCCAUCUGGCGGGCCUGGUACAUGCAGUAUCUGGAGAAGCGCAAGAAUCCUGUGUGCCACUUUGUGACACCCCUGGACGGCUCUGUGGACGUAGACGAGCACCGCCGGCCGGAGGCCAUCACCACGGAAGGGAAGUACUGGAAGAGCCGCAUCGAGAUUGUGAUCCGGGAGUAUCACAAGUGGAGAACCUACUUCAAGAAAAGGCUACAGCAGCACAAGGAUGAGGACCUCUCCAGCCUGGUCCAGGACGAUGACAUGCUGUAUUGGCACAAGCACGGGGAUGGAUGGAAGACCCCCGUCCCCAUGGAGGAGGAUCCCCUGCUGGACACAGACAUGCUCAUGUCGGAAUUCAGCGACACCCUCUUCUCCACACUUUCUUCACACCAGCCGGUGGCCUGGCCCAAUCCCCGGGAAAUAGCACAUCUGGGAAAUGCAGACAUGAUCCAGCCGGGACUGAUUCCUUUGCAGCCUAACCUGGACUUCAUGGACACCUUUGAGCCUUUCCAGGACCUCUUCUCUUCUAGCCGCUCCAUUUUUGGCUCCAUGCUACCUGCAUCUGCCUCAGCACCUGUACCAGAUCCCAACAACCCACCUGCACAGGAGAGCAUCCUGCCGACCACAGCCCUCCCCACUGUGAGCCUUCCUGACAGCCUCAUCGCGCCCCCUACCGCCCCAUCCCUGGCUCACAUGGAUGAGCAGGGCUGUGAACACACCUCCCGGACUGAGGACCCGUUUAUCCAGCCCACGGACUUCGGUCCCUCAGAGCCGCCACUGAGUGUCCCGCAGCCCUUCCUCCCUGUCUUCACCAUGCCCCUGCUGUCUCCCAGCCCCGCCCCACCGCCCAUCUCCCCCGUGUUACCAUUAGUUCCUCCUCCUGCCACUGCCCUGAACCCCCCGGCUCCACCCACCUUCCAUCAGCCACAGAAGUUUGCUGGAGUCAACAAAGCGCCGUCUGUCAUCACCCACACGGCCUCUGCCACCCUCACCCACGAUGCCCCCGCCACCACCUUUAGCCAGAGUCAGGGCCUUGUGAUCACCACCCAUCACCCUGCCCCGUCAGCGGCCCCUUGUGGGCUGGCACUGUCUCCUGUCACCCGGCCUCCCCAGCCACGGUUAACUUUUGUGCACCCCAAACCUGUAUCCUUGACUGGGGGCAGGCCUAAGCAGCCCCACAAAAUAGUGCCUGCUCCCAAACCAGAGCCCGUGUCCUUGGUGUUGAAGAAUGCCCGUAUCGCCCCAGCUGCCUUUUCAGGCCAACCACAAGCGGUGAUCAUGACGUCAGGGCCUCUGAAGAGAGAAGGGAUGUUGGCCUCCACCGUGUCCCAGUCCAACGUGGUCAUUGCGCCUGCUGCCAUCGCCAGGGCUCCUGGGGUCCCGGAGUUCCACAGCAGCAUCCUGGUGACAGAUCUCGGCCAUGGCACGAGCAGCCCGCCUGCCCCCGUCUCCCGGCUCUUCCCAAGCACAGCGCAAGACCCCCUGGGGAAGGGCGAGCAGGUCCCGCUGCAUGGGGGCAGCCCCCAGGUCACUGUCACAGGGCCCAGUCGGGACUGCCCAAACUCAGGGCAGGCCUCUCCGUGUGCAUCGGAGCAGAGCCCCAGUCCUCAAUCUCCCCAGAACAACUGCUCAGGGAAAUCCGACCCCAAAAAUGUGGCUGCACUAAAGAACCGGCAGAUGAAGCACAUCUCAGCUGAGCAGAAAAGGCGCUUCAACAUCAAGAUGUGCUUCGACAUGCUCAACAGCCUCAUCUCCAACAAUUCCAAGCUGACCAGUCACGCCAUCACACUGCAGAAGACUGUGGAGUACAUCACCAAGCUGCAGCAGGAGAGAGGCCAGAUGCAGGAGGAGGCCCGGCGGCUGCGGGAGGAGAUCGAGGAGCUCAAUGCCACCAUCAUCUCCUGCCAGCAGCUGCUCCCUGCCACGGGAGUCCCCGUUACCCGGCGCCAGUUUGAUCACAUGAAAGACAUGUUUGACGAAUACGUGAAAACCCGGACCUUGCAGAAUUGGAAGUUCUGGAUUUUCAGCAUCAUCAUCAAGCCGCUGUUUGAGUCGUUCAAGGGCAUGGUGUCCACCAGCAGCCUGGAGGAGCUGCACCGGACGGCGCUCUCCUGGCUGGACCAGCACUGCUCCCUGCCCAUCCUCAGGCCGAUGGUAUUGAGCACGCUGCGGCAGCUGAGCACCUCCACCUCCAUCCUCACAGACCCGGCACAGCUGCCAGAGCAGGCGUCCAAGGCUGUCACCAGGAUUGGCAAGAGAUUGGGAGAGUCCUAGCUGCUUAGCUGGCAUGUGGCCGCAUGAGAUGCCAGGAGACCCUUCCCUGCCCAUGGAGAGUAGGCUGCGCCCCCCAGCCCUUCCUGACGCUCAGCCUCGGGGCCUCUCUCCAACUCUGCCGGCCCACCGUGGCAUCGGGAGGCCAUGCUCAGGUCUGAAGCAGGUUUGGGGCCUGCUGACAGCAAUAGCCCGCCUUUGGGAACCCCUUGCUGUGAACUCUCUCACUCAGUGACCUCAGUCACCAACCUCCUCUGCCCUCGGGGCAGCCCACACAAAAGGGAAGUGCUGGCCGUGCUGGUCCUGCCCUGCUGGUGGCCUGCCGGGCCUGGCGCCGGUGAGCGGAAUCGAUGGGAUGAGGGUGACAGGGCCUGCUCCUGUCCUGAGGCCCAGCCUUGUCCCUCCUGCCACGUCCUGUCCACAUGCAUGCCUCUGCCUGAUGCCCUGCUCCACUCUCUGGUCUGCCCGUGGGGCAGUUGGAAGGCGUCUUUCUUUCUCCCCUCAACUCUGACAGCACCCAGCCCUUGUGGAUGGACUUGGGCUUCUAUUCAGGCUUAUGCAUGGCAGGCUGCCAGGGGGAAGUGCCUUCUUCAGAGGUCCUCCAGGACACAUGUGUGCAGAAACGGUGGAUGUGGAACACACAGGACCAGAAUGGAAGCGUGUGAUGCACGGUGGCUGCUCUGGCUGAGAGGCCCUGCUGGGCAUGUUUCAUCUGUCCCCUUUUAGCUCCACCUGACAUUGCAGGAUCCAUGGGGACUCAGCCCAGGGCCUUCUCGGAUGUCACCUCACCGCUGUGGCCCUUCUGCCGUUCUUCUCCACUUGGCUCCAGCUGCAGCUGUUGACAGAUCAAGCAUGUCCUGUGGGAGCUUAGAACCCUGAAGUUCUAGUGUCUGAAAGAUCAGACUCCACGUCCUGCUGUCAGCCUUGUCAUCUUGUCUGAUGUCUUUCAGCUGGGAGCCCCAAACCAGGACAGUUCUCGGACCAAAGAUGCCCCCACACUCAAAAGUCUGUCCCGUCUUGUGUUUGGAGAAGGAAACAAUGUUGGCAGGCAGCACUCUGUGGUGGUCAGCCCUCAGAGCUGUUUCUAGGCAUCUCUCAGAUCAGACAGCAAAGAAUCUACCCAGAUCUGGGCUGGGUGGAGGUGUGGCUGGGCUGGGGGCCAUUCUGAGCCUGCAGUGAGAGUUUGGCCCAGCCUCAGUCCUUGCUCUUCUCUGGCUACCUCUGCAGGGAGCUGCAGGGGCAAGCACUCUCUCCAGCACUCAGGAAGCCCGGCCGAGGGUACCUCCUCGUGGAAAGAAUGCACUUUAAAGCUCUGCUGAGGAGUUCGGAGCCCAGGCUUUCAGGCGACCUCUGCCCUCCCUGCCUCUCCUCACCCUCCCUCUCUUCCUGCAGGGCCUGGGAAGGGCUUUGAGGGAGCCUGGGAGCCAUGUGAAGAGGGGCACGCCUGGGCUGUCCCACAGUUUAGAUCCAGUUGGAGGUUCUCCCUGGCUCCUGCAGGCCUGCGGGGAUCUCUCCCCACUUCAGGCCUCCGGCCAGCUGCCUGCCCUCUUGUCUGUGCUUCAGCCCUGCACAAAAGCAGCUUGGUGACACCACUCAGCCACCCAGAGUACGUGUUUACAGGCUUUCCAGAUCACCUUCCUGUGGGGUGAACGUAAUGAGGCGGGGCUGGUCCUUGGAAUUUCCCCUGGAAAAUGGUAACAGACUCCAUCCUUGACCCGGGGAUGAGCAUGAAGGCAUUGUCCCAAAGGCAGAGGCCACCGUGGUAGGAAUUCCACCAAGGCCAGAAGGGAAAAAGGAAGAACCCACCGUGUCUGGCUGUGCGGGCCCUGGGGAGGGUCGUGAGUGCAGCCCCUCUCUACUUCUGUGCCUUUGUAAAACGUGUAGAUAACCGCAGUGGUUGGCUGAGCCAAGAACUCUCCUAAAUCAGUGGCUUUCUCCCCACCCCUUGCUGGGGAGUCAUUUUUAAAAAAAUCUGUGGGAUAUAAAAUUGGCCUCCUGCUGCUUCAGCCUACCUCUCCCUCUGCUGACUUAAUGUCGUGAUUCUGUUUCUUCAGAUAUUUAAGGCUGUUAGGUUGUGUGAGCCUUGAAGUGUGUGUGUGUGUCCCAGCGACUGUCCACUGUCCAGGAGAUGCAUGUCUUUGUAUUGGAGAUAUUUCUGUAACUCAUUCUCUUGGUGCUCACGAUUGCCAUGGCCAUAGGGCCACAGUGCCGUAUCUGCUGCAGACAUGAUUGUUUCUUGUUCUAGAGGUUUUCUUGUUUUCGAAUCUUGCCUGAUGAAUCCAGCCAGACCAAGGGGCCUAGAUUUGACCUCUGUCCUGGGCUCCUGGGCCAGGUGCAGGAACAUCUGAGGCCACUCUGCUGGCCACCUCCAGUGGGUGCUGACCACAGGAUGGGCUUUGUUUACACUCAUUUUCACCCUGAUUCUUGCCCCCACUUUCAUAAAAGAAACUUCAAAAUGCUGACGCUUUGGAGAGUAAGAAAAUCAAUCUUGGCUGGGCACGGUGGCUCCUGCCUGUGAUCCUAGCACUUUGGGAGGCUGAAGCUGAAGGAUCACUUGAGCUCAGGAGUUGGAGACCAACCCUGGCAACAUAACAAGACCCUGUCUCUACAAAAAAAAAAAAAAAAAAAAAAAAUUUAGCCGUGUGUAGCAGUGAGUGCCUGUGGUCCCAGCUACUUGGGCCUGAGGCUGGAGGAUUGCUUGAGCCUAGAAGUUGCAGUGAGCUAUGAUCAUGCCACACUGUACUCCAGCCUGGAUGACAGAGUGAAACCCUGCCUCUAAAUAAAAGAAAAUAGAGGCAGACUGUGGUGGCUCACGCCUGUAAUCCCAGCACUUUGGUAGGCCAAGGCGGGUGGAUCACCUGCAGUCAGGAGUUCACAACCAGCCUGACCAACAUGGUGAAACCCUGUCUAUACUAAAAAUACAAAACAUUAGCCACGUGUGGUGGUACACGCCUGUAAUCCCAGCUACUCGGGAGGCUGAGUCAGGAGAAUCACUUGAACCUGGGAGGCGGAGGUUGCAGUGAGCUGAGAUUGUACCACUGCACUCCAGCCUGGGUGACAGAGCAAAACCCUAUCUCAAAAAAAAAAAGAAGAAAAAAAUAGAAAAUCCAAAAAGAAAAACCAGAAGGCCUGCUGGCGUAUAAAUCCCUGGGCGGGUUUCUGAUAAAUUGCCCUGUGCUGUCAGCCCCUGCACUGCACUGCUGCCUUCCAUGGUGGGUGGGAGACCCCAGAGCGGGGCAGGCGCCACUGAGGGCUUUUCUUGGAGUCGGCCAGCAGGCCACGCAGCAUCCGGCACCCUGGGCGGGCUGGCUAGCUGCCUUCUUAGGACAUCUCUACUUUGAAGGAUUUUACCGCAGGAAGCAAUAGCAGCGCUGGCCAUUGGUGCUGAUGACAGCAUUGGGUCUGGUUGAGGGGAAGGGGCUGGAAAGCAGCAGACCCCCCCAGUGCUGCGCAUGGUCCCGGAGCUGUCAGCCAGGGGAGUGGGGUCAGCCGUCAGCCAGCCCUCCCAUUUCCCGCCCAUGGGCCCUGACCACACUCCCUUUUCUAGAAGUCAAUCCUAAGGUUUCUCUGCUCUGGCUAAGAGGAUGUAAAUUUGGAUUCUUAGAGGGCAUGGCACCCCCAGUCCCUGCCCAGAUAAAGUAGCACAGUGGCAGGCAGCACCUCUGUCUGUUGCUGACGUUGGGGGGCUUACACACCCACCUCAUCUCCGUGCACAGCCAUGACUGGCCCUGCCGGCAGCUGGGGUGCAGGUAAGGGUCUCUCUCAUA